Molecule: messenger RNA, 919 nt
Organism: Eptesicus fuscus (big brown bat)
Lineage: Eukaryota; Metazoa; Chordata; Mammalia; Chiroptera; Vespertilionidae
Gene: OLIG1
Product: oligodendrocyte transcription factor 1
Exons: 1
Coding region: 111-908 (265 amino acids)
Molecular function (GO): protein dimerization activity
Source: RefSeq, a predicted model, not a curated record
CUGCCCCGCCGUCGGCUCCCCGCGCGCAGGUCCGCGGGGCGGGGCAGCUGCCCAAGGGCCACCCCGGGGCGUUCCCGCAGGGCGCCCUCGGCGGCCCCGACCGCCCCCAGAUGUUCUACGCGGUCUCCCAGGCGCGCGUGAACGCGGCCCCCGCGACCAUGCUGCGGCCACAGCGGCCGGGAGACGUGCCGCUCGGGGCCUCCCUGUACGAACUGGUGGGCUACCGGCCGCACCCCUCCUCCUCCUCCGCGACCUCCUCCUCCACCACGGCCCCCCUGCUCCCCAAGGCCGCGCGCGAGAAGGCCGAGGUGCCCGCCGACCCUCCGGGCUCGGGAGCGGGGCCGGGCGCGCACGCGGGCGGCGGCUCCCGGGCGGACCCCAAAGAGGAGCAGCAACAGCAGCUGCGGCGCAAGAUCAACAGCCGCGAGCGGAAGCGCAUGCAGGACCUGAACCUGGCCAUGGACGCGCUGCGCGAGGUCAUCCUGCCCUACUCGGCGGCGCACUGCCAGGGCGCGCCGGGCCGCAAGCUCUCCAAGAUCGCCACGCUGCUGCUGGCGCGCAACUACAUCCUGCUGCUCGGCAGCUCGCUGCAGGAGCUGCGCCGCGCGCUGGGGGAGGGCGCCGGGCCCGCGCCGCGCCUGCUGCUGGCCGGCCUGCCGCUGCUCGCCGCCCCCGGGCCCGUGCUGCUGGCGCCCGGCGCCCUGGGGCCGCCCGACGCGCUGCGCCCCGCCAAGUACCUGUCGCUGGCGCUCGAGGAGCCUCCGUGCGGCCAGUUCGCGCUCCCCGGCGGCGGCGCGGGCGGCGGGGCGGGCGGCCCGGGCCUCUGCACCUGCGCCGUCUGCAAGUUCCCGCACCUGGUCCCGGCCGGCCUGGGCCUGGCCGCCGUGCCGGCGCCGUUCUCCAAGUGAGCGCACCCCCG